AAUUAAUAAACCAAUUCAGCCGCAAAGCGUUGCGACUCGCCACCGUUGGGUUUUGCCAUAUGAUUAGAGAGGGGGGGAGGUUUCAUUUCAGCCUUCAUAUUUCAGCCUCCCCUCUUUGCAUACUAGAUUAGCUCAAGGUUUCGUGUUGAGAUUCCAAACCCACCGAAGAAGGGAAUUCCGUGACCGGGUUGGGCGAUCGGGAGAUGGGAGGCACGCGGCUCCGCAGGUGACUUGAGAUGGAGGCUUUUGAGGCUGCGAAUGAUGGCAGCCGCGCAGGUCCGAUGGGAUGAUGGCAUUUUAUCCGAAAUCAGUUAGUCUAGUAAGUAGUGCACAGUUACUAGUAGUACUCCGUAGUCCCAGUCGUCCCCAGUCACUUCCAGCCCGCCGCCUCCCUUGCGUAACUUCCUUCGCCUUCCAAUCCCCUUCAAUCAUCAGGGCUCCUUUAAUUGUUACUACGCCUUGGCCACGGCUGCGUCUCCAUCCGGCUGGGCAGUUGAGCCUCCAAAUAUUUUUUUGUUUUGUUUUUUGUUUUGUUUUUGUUACUGCCUGUCUGGCUUGGCCUCUCAUAAGAGUCUGGUCCGAUUGCCAACUCCGAAGGGGGCAAAAAGAGGUGUGCCGUUUCUACGGUCGGUCAUUGCUAAAAUUAGCGUGGGACCAGCUGGUAGAAGUAGUGGUAGUAGUGGUAGUAGUAGUAAGUGGUAGUGGUGGUAGCAGUAACAAAUGCCACUGCCUAAACAGUGGCAGUCAAGUCAGUCAGUCAGUCGCACGGCUCACUCGAAUGCAGCCUUGCCCAGGUUGUCCCCUGGUAACGCAGCCGAAAAAGAACCUUCAUUUCCCACUAGUAUGAGGCUCUCCCUUCCCCCAUUCCAAAACUAAUCGUCUCAUCACUCCCCGUUUUGGGUUUACCGCUUGACCGCCCCUCUCCUCGUCAAGCUAGCUGAAAGUGAGUCGCCGCUGAUGCCUGUCUCGCCGGACUGUCGCACUGUGCCGCUUGGACUAUCUCCAACGGAAGAGCUAGGCUUAUGAAUCUCCAUUCCUCCUCCUGCCUCCC
Aspergillus vadensis CBS 113365 is the source of this 1051-nucleotide messenger RNA. RefSeq lists its product as uncharacterized. The record is from RefSeq and is a predicted model, not a curated record. The coding region runs from base 287 to 847 and encodes 186 amino acids. The transcript has a single exon. Lineage: Eukaryota; Fungi; Ascomycota; Eurotiomycetes; Eurotiales; Aspergillaceae.